Pollicipes pollicipes is the source of this 1431-nucleotide messenger RNA. Its product is annotated as glutamate receptor ionotropic, delta-1-like. Gene Ontology annotation, cellular component: membrane. Bases 1 to 1431 code for a protein of 476 amino acids. The transcript has a single exon. NCBI's taxonomy places the organism in Eukaryota, Metazoa, Arthropoda, Thecostraca, Pollicipedomorpha, Pollicipedidae. The record is from RefSeq and is a predicted model, not a curated record. Gene Ontology annotation, molecular function: ligand-gated monoatomic ion channel activity.
AUGGAGCACAUCGGCGGUCUGCUGUCGGUGGGCGCCACCUGGUCUGCGGUGCCCUUCGGUGCUCAGACGCCAGGCGAGGAGAUCCGCGUGGCCGCCAUGCACGACCCUCCGUACGUCGCCAUCUACCCGCAGCCCGACGGUUCGUACAGGUACGGCGGCUACUUGUACGAGUUGUGGCAGGUCAUAGCGCGGGAGCUGCACCUCCGCUACAGAGUGGUGCCGCUUCUGGCAGGCGGCUAUGGGAGCAUGGACGAAAAUGGGUCAUGGACGGGAUUGGUGGGGGAGCUGGCGUACCGACGGGCAGACAUUGCCUUGACAUGGAUCGACACCAGACAAGAUCGCGCCACUGUCGUCGACUACAUCGAUGCCGUGCCCGUGGAGCUCUCUCAGUACACAUUCUACGUUCGUCAGGGCUCAGGGGCAAUCCCACAGAUCACGCCCAGCAUGUUCAGCUCUCUACUAAGGCCACUGCACAGCGACGUCUGGUGUGCACUGCUGGUCUCGUUGCUGGUGGUGUCAGUGGUGCUUCGCGCCUCGCUGCGCUUCAACCACGAGCGGGCCGAGGGUCGCGACACGGUGAGGGACAUGACCUGGGGCGCGUGCCUGCUCUCCAGCUUUAUGUCGGUGGUUGGCCAGGGCUGGGCCAGCACGCCGAACUCUCUGGCCGCCCGCACCGUCACCAUCUCCAGCUGGGUGCUCGGCACCCUCAUCUACGUCAACUACACUGCCAACCUGAUCUCGUACUUGGCCGUCGUCACCGUCGAAAAGCCGAUCAGUAGCCUGCGAGAGUUCUCCGAGCAACUGGGCUGGACGUUUGCCGUAGAACCAGGCAUUGGCAUUCUCAACGACUGGAAGGUGAGCAGCGACCCGUACGAGCGCGAGCUCUCCCGGCGCGCUGUCAGCCGAGAUGGGUUUUUAGCGCUGAAUUUGACCGCCCAGAGUGUCAAUCGCACUACACAAGACAAGGUCAUGACUUAUACCGACAUCCGGCGGCUGUUCUAUGCGGGCGUCAGCGAGGCCUGCGAGUUGGUCCCCCUAUUGUCCAGCAUGCCCCCGAAGUUGGCCAGCUACAUGGGCAUAGCCAAGGGAAGAGACGAGAUGCGCCAGGCGAUCAACCAGGUCAUGCGCAAGAUGAACCAAGCGGGCACCUUGUCGCGGAUGAAGAAGCAGUGGCUGGCAACCAACCAGGACAUGUGUGACUCCCCAGCCAACUUCAAGGAGCUCUCCUGCGCCGACCUCCUGGCCGUGCUUGUCAUCAUGCCUCUGGCGCUGAUCUCCUGCGUAGUCAUCCUUCUCGGCGAGUAUGCCUGGUCCAAGAUGAGAUCGAUGCAACACGACGGGAAGACGGCACCCUGCCGAUACUGGCGGUUGUCAUCACACAACGGCAAGGGCACGGUGCUGAACGCAUGGGCCGCAAAAAUUCAAAUCUAG